UGGGCGUAAGGGAGGAGAGUAAACGUGAGGGGAUGCAAAUGGCAUGCAGCCGUAGUCCAAGCUCUCUUACCACCAGUAUUUGUAAUUUCAGCAGGACUGUGUCUCAGUCAUUCAUUCUUUUUUUACUGGAAUAGCAACCGUUUGGGGAGAAAUUGUGUUUAUUAAAAAGGUAAAAACAUGAGUGUCGAGGCGUACGGGCCGAGCUCGCAGACUCUUACGUUCCUGGACACCCUGAGCUCCGAAUACGACUUCACCCUGCCGAGCCAGACCCAAGGCCAAACCCAGAGUCAGCUGGAAAACCAGGUUAAUGGCCCUGAUGGCCUGCUACAGAAUGGAGAAGACCCAGUGUUAAAAGCCGGUCAGCUGCUGGCAGAGUUGAACUUUGAGGAGGAUGAGGAGGAUGCGUACUACACCAAAGAUCUUCCAAUACAUGCCUGCAGUUACUGUGGUAUUCAUGAUCCAGCCUGUGUGGUCUACUGCAACACCAGCAAGAAGUGGUUCUGUAACGGCCGGGGAAACACAUCCGGCAGCCACAUUGUAAACCACCUGGUGAGAGCAAAGUCCAAGGAGGUGACCCUGCAUAAAGAUGGCCCUCUGGGGGAAACUGUGCUGGAGUGCUACAACUGUGGCUGUCGCAAUGUCUUCCUGUUGGGCUUCAUCCCUGCCAAGGCCGACUCUGUGGUGGUGCUACUGUGCAGGCAGCCAUGUGCCAGCCAGAGCAGCCUGAAGGACAUCAACUGGGACAGCUCUCAGUGGCAGCCUCUCAUCCAGGACCGCUGCUUCCUGUCCUGGCUGGUGAAGAUCCCCUCGGAGCAGGAGCAGCUCAGGGCCCGUCAGAGCUCUGGAAGGUGUGUGUGUGGGCAGGAAAAUCCCACUGCGACCUUGGAGGACCUGGAGAAGCCUGGUGUGGACGAGGAGCCCCAACAUGUGCUGCUCCGAUAUGAGGACGCCUACCAGUACCAGAACAUCUUUGGUCCUCUUGUGAAGCUGGAGGCCGACUAUGAUAAGAAACUCAAGGAGUCUCAGACUCAAGACAGCAUAACAGUAAGAUGGGACUUGGGCUUGAAUAAAAAGAGGAUUGCUUAUUUCACUAUUCCCAAGACGGACUCGGAUAUGCGACUGAUGCAGGGAGAUGAAAUCUGCCUGAGGUACAAAGGGGAUCUGGCCCCUCCGUGGAAAGGCAUCGGACAUGUCAUUAAAGUCCCUGAUAACUAUGGUGAUGAGAUUGCCAUAGAGCUCAGGAGCAGUGCCGGCGCUCCAGUGGAGAUCCCUCACAACUUUCAGGUCGACUUUGUGUGGAAGUCCACUUCCUUCGACAGGAUGCAGAGUGCCCUGAAGAUGUUUGCUGUGGACGAGACUUCAGUGUCUGGUUACAUCUACCACAAGCUGCUGGGACACGAGGUAGAGGACGUGGUGAUCAAGUGCCAGCUGCCCAAACGCUUCACUGCUCAAGGCCUGCCCGACCUCAACCACUCACAGGUGUACGCAGUGAAGACGGUGCUGCAGCGUCCUCUCAGUCUGAUCCAGGGUCCUCCUGGCACAGGGAAGACGGUCACCUCUGCCACCGUCGUCUACCACCUGGCCAGACAGGGCAACGGGCCAGUGUUGGUGUGUGCUCCCAGCAACAUUGCGGUCGACCAGCUGACGGAGAAGAUCCACCAGACGGGCCUGAAGGUGGUGAGGCUGUGUGCCAAGAGCAGGGAGGCCAUUGACUCGCCUGUGUCCUUCCUGGCUCUGCACAACCAGACCCGCAACAUGGACAGCAUGCCAGAACUUCAGAAGCUGCAGCAGCUGAAGGACGAGACUGGAGAGCUGUCGUCCUCAGACGAGAAGCGCUACAGAGCUCUGAGACGCGCCGCCGAGAGGGAACUGCUUAUGAAUGCCGAUGUGAUCUGCUGCACCUGUGUUGGGGCGGGGGAUCCUCGUCUGGCCAAAAUGCAGUUCCGCUCGAUCCUGAUCGAUGAGAGCACCCAGGCCACCGAACCAGAGUGCAUGGUGCCCGUCGUCCUGGGCGCCAAACAGUUGAUUCUGGUGGGUGAUCACUGCCAGCUGGGCCCGGUGGCGAUGUGUAAGAAGGCGGCUAAAGCCGGUCUGUCCCAGUCUCUGUUUGAGCGUCUGGUGGUUUUGGGGAUCCGGCCAAUCCGCCUGCAGGUCCAGUACCGCAUGCACCCGGCCCUCAGCGCCUUUCCAUCCAACAUCUUCUACGAGGGCUCUCUGCAGAACGGAGUCACGGCGGCGGACCGAGUGAAGAAAGGCUUUGACUUCCAGUGGCCGCAGCCCGACAAGCCCAUGUUCUUCUAUGUGACCCAAGGCCAGGAGGAAAUAGCCAGCUCUGGAACAUCCUAUCUCAACAGGACUGAGGCAGCGAAUGUGGAGAAAAUAACCACCAGGUUGCUGAAGGCUGGAGCCAAACCCAAUCAGAUCGGCAUCAUUACGCCCUACGAGGGUCAGAGGUCCUACCUGGUUCAGUACAUGCAGUUCAGCGGCUCCCUCCAUACCAAACUCUACCAGGUAAAGCUGCAAAUAAGUUUUCAGUUUAAAUGUUGUGACUUCAUCCUCUCCUGUGUGAGGGCCAAUGAGCACCAGGGCAUCGGCUUCCUCAAUGACCGACGUCUCAACAUGGCACUCACUAGGGCCAGGUAUGGUGUGAUUAUUGUGGGAAACCCAAAGGCCCUGUCGAAGCAGCCUCUGUGGAACCACCUUUUGAAUUACUACAAGGAGCAGAAGGUCCUGGUUGAGGGGCCCCUGAACAACUUGAGGGAGAGCCUCAUGCAAUUCAGCAAGCCCCGCAAGCUUGUCAACACCAUCAACCCUGGUGGACGAUUCAUGAGCACAGCCAUGUAUGAUGCCAGGGAGGCUCUCAUUCCUGGAUCUGCUUAUGACCGCAGCAACGGACGUUCAUCCAAUAUGUAUUUCCAGACCCACGACCAAAUUGGUAUGAUCGGCACCGGCCCCAAUCCCAUGAAUUCCCUGAACAUCCCCAUCCCCUUCAACCUUGUGAUGCCCCCCAUACCUCCACCUGGGUACAUGGGACAGGUCAAUGGACCCUCAGCAGGUCGAGGUGGAGGAAUGAAAGGCAAGGCAGGCGGUGGAGGAGGAGGCGGGAAUCGAGGUGGCCGUCAAAGAAACCGCGGCAACAUGGGGAACCACAGCGGAGGGAAUGGAGGAGCAGACCGGCAUGGAGGCCACAUGAGCGGCAGCCAGGCCAGCCAGGACCUGGGCUCCCAGUCGUUCUCCCAGGGCCCACUGACGCAGGGCUACAUCAACAUGAGCCAGCCCUCUCAGAUGAGCCAGCCCGGGCUCUCACAGCCUGAACUCUCUCAGGACAGUUACCUAGGAGACGAGUUCAAAUCCCAGAUUGAUGUGGCGUUGUCCCAGGACUCCACCUACCAGGGGGAGCGGGCCUACCAACACGGUGUGACUGGACUGUCCCAGUACUAGACUGUUGCUGGUAAAGAGCUAGGCCUAUGUGAAGCUUAGUUCAAUGGUAUUUUAAUCUGGGUAAUAACAAAAAAGAACAAACAUGGAUACCCGUUUUCCACUGCUACAACCGAAGCACCACUGUGUGAAAGUGACAGGAGAGAAACCGUGAGAAACCAACGAAUCACAAGUGUGAGAGCAAACAUGGGAGUAGAGCUGGACAGGAAGCGAGCAAGAGACGAGGAGAGAAGGCACUGCUGCUCACACGCAAGGACAUGGCGAAGGAGAGAGCUGUCGUUGUCGGAGCAGCACAGUCGGAGAAGCAAGACCUUCGACAGGUCAAGGAGGGUGGAGGUCCCAACAAUUCUGGAGUCGGGAAUGGGGGGGCGACUGUGUCAUCUUGUCCCUCGCGAGUCCCUGAACCCUCUGAGAUCUUCAGGCAGUAGAGGUUGGGAAUCUUGCUCCAAAAGUUGAGAAAGAUGGAGGAAAAGUGUCUCUCACAAAUGUCCUCCAAGCUAACUCAACAGGACAUCUUCUGUAGCUUGGAGAGAGAGAAGACAAAAGGAGACACAGCUCUUGAAGCAGUUGUUAUGGCAACUUUUUUAAACUCAAAGCUUGAAUUGAGGCUCUAAAUAUUUAACAUCGAAGCAUCCAGGAGAGAUGAGUGUGAAAACACUGUCUGGCUUCUCAAGUGAACUCAAAAGUGCUUGUCGUGCCUCAAAGAGUUCCAAUGAAAUUUGAGGAUAAUUUGCUUUUCUUUCUCAGCUUUGAGUUGGAAAGUGUUCUAAAAUAAAAGCUGUUUUCAUUGAGGUAUUCAGUGAUGUAAGCUAGUGUAGUAGCCGUCUUUCAAGGCAGGGCUUUCUCGAGGCAGUCUGCAAGGAUCAAGUGGGGGUUUUAGCUCUUACAGAUAUAAACAUAAAAGACACCUUUGUCUCCAGAUCUGAGGCUCUAAACAUCUGAAUAAAGAGAGACAUUUUAGUUUUUGCUCUUCUAAAUGUAUCUUUAAACUAGUGUUAAAGAGUGGGUGAACACUCUAACUUAUGACUGAAUUAAGCUGUCAUUCUUUCCUGCUGACCCUAAAGCCACUAAAGCUUGCAGACAGGGAUCAUCUUGAGCAUCUAUAGCAAAAGGCAUCAAAAAAGCCAAAUCAAGAGGGCAGCAAAGACCCUGCUCCAAAACAAAAAGAAACUGCAUACAUUGAGAUUAUCUCUGAAAAUAAAUCAUCUUGAGUAGACAUAACUACUAACAUACUAUACAUAACUACUCUGUACCAAUGAUGAGUAAAACCUCUAGGUUCCGAUCCGAUCUUAAAACAAAUGUGUUGAAAAGAAACGUGAUCAUAGUUUUCACCAUGUCAGAAUGGUAAGGGAUAUUAAGCAUUUUGAAAUGCCCAUAGCAAAGUUAUAUGUUGAACGUGCACUGUAACCCUAAAAUGUGGCAUAAAGAGCUCUUUAAAUGAUUACGAUGCAAGGACAAAAACUUAACAUUGUCGUCUUCCCCUAUUUGUUUCCGUCCUUUGGUUUCCUUAAGUGUUGAACUAAUAGAAAUAUGUCAAACUGUCACAUAUAGUUAUGCAUCAUGCCAGAGUUGUAUAACUUCAAAAGACAUUAGUGAACUUUGAUUCAGAGCUCUACGUGUGCCGUUUGGUCUUAUUUUACAUGUUUUAGAUGGACAAUGUUUCCAUGAAGCUUGUUAUAAUCACUUUGUAAUUGUUUUUAGUUGUACUUAGUUUAGUUUCAUGUCGUCAGUACAGUAUUAUAUAUUGAUAAUAUAUAACACUUUGGCCAACUUUUAUUGUAAUAAUAUGUAUUUAUUCCCCCUUUCUGUAUAUUCUCUGUAGAUUAGUUUACUCUUAAUUUAUCUCACAACCUAUAUGGAUAAGAUCACCAUUCCCAUCUAGAUGCUCCCUAUUAAGAUUAUCAUGCAUUUCAUUUAAUGAAUAAAAGUAGUUUAUUCAUUUUUCCAUCUUAUAUUUUCAAAUGAAGGAAUUUGUUUGGCCUAUUGCUGUUAACAACUGAACUGAAAAUUACGUUUUGUGUUUGGAACAUUUUGUAUUUCUGCCCACAAGAUUCUCCUGUUGAUAUUCUUGGAAGAUUACAAUUCCCUUCUUUGCUGCUUCAA
This is a messenger RNA of Gymnodraco acuticeps, 5541 nucleotides long. RefSeq names its product regulator of nonsense transcripts 1-like. The record is from RefSeq and is a predicted model, not a curated record. The transcript is spliced from 24 exons. Bases 178 to 3441 code for a protein of 1087 amino acids. Gene Ontology annotation, cellular component: cytoplasm. NCBI's taxonomy places the organism in Eukaryota, Metazoa, Chordata, Actinopteri, Perciformes, Bathydraconidae. Gene Ontology annotation, biological process: nuclear-transcribed mRNA catabolic process, nonsense-mediated decay. Gene Ontology annotation, molecular function: ATP binding; DNA binding; RNA binding.